AUGGCAGUCGACUGUCCCAUCUGCAACAAGCCCGUCAGAUGCUCCGAAAUCAACAGCCACAUCGACUCUGGCUGCACGAGCUUCGUCGUGGACAAGGACCCCGGGCCCUCGCCGCCGCCGACGUCGCAGCAGCAGAACGGCGCCUCGCACACGCCCACGCCCUCGCAGCGGAAGCGCAGCGCGUCGAGCUUCUUCUCGACGCCGGCGCCGAAACGAGCACACCCGGACGGCAAGGCGGCGGACCGCCCCGUCGUCGGCGGGACGUUGCCGCCCGUGAUUGGGAAGAAGCGCAGCUUCGAGGAAGGGCCCGGCGCCGACGACGACGGCACGGGCCCGGGACCCUCGGCCGCUGAGCGCGGGACGAGCCAAGACGGCGAGCCAGACGGCCACGGGCAAGUCGCGAAGCGGACCAGGACGGUCCGCCCCGCGCCGCUGGCCGAGAGGAUGCGGCCCACGACGCUGGACCAGGUGUGCGGGCAGGACAUUGUAGGACCCAACGGCGUGCUGCGCGGCCUCAUCGAGGCGCGGCGCGUCCCGUCCAUGAUACUCUGGGGCGCGUCGGGGACGGGCAAGACGACCAUUGCGAGGUGCAUCGCCCGCGCGGUCGGCAGCCGCCUCGUCGAGGUCAACGCCACGAGCGCGGGCGUGGCCGAGUGCAAGAAGCUCCUGCACGAGGCGGCGCGCGAGCUGGGCCUCACGGGGCGCGCGACCGUCGUCUUCUGCGACGAGAUGCACCGCUUCAGCAGGGCGCAGCAGGACGUCUUCCUCCAGCCCGUCGAGGCGGGGACGGUGACGCUGAUCGGGGCGACGACGGAGAACCCCUCGUUCAGGAUCACGGGCGCGCUGCUCUCGCGCUGCCGGACCUUCACGCUGCAGCCGCUCACGGCCGAGGCCAUCACGGGCAUCCUGCGGAGGGCGAGGGCGGCGGAGGCGGAGGGGGCGGAGGGGGCGGAGGCGGAGGCGGCGGCGCACCCAGCCGUCGACGACGACAUGCUGGCCUACCUGGCGCGGCUCGGCGGCGGCGACGCCCGCGCGGCCCUGAACCUGCUCGAGCUGGCGCUGUCGCUGGCGGCGCGCGGCGGCGACGCCCUCACCAAGCACGACGUCAAGGCGUCGCUGGCGCGGACGCUCGUCCACGACGGCGGCGGCGACCAGCACUACGACUGCAUCUCGGCCUUCCACAAGUCGGUGCGCGGCGGCGACCCCGACGCCGCGCUCUACUACCUCGCGCGGAUGCUGCAGUCGGGCGAGGACCCCCUCUUCGUCGCGCGCCGCAUGGUCGUCAUCGCCUCCGAGGACGUCGGGCUCGCCGACAACGCGCUCCUCCCGCUCGCCGUCGCCGCCUACACGGCCACGCAGCAGAUCGGCAUGCCCGAGGCCCGCAUCCCCCUCGCCCACUGCGCCGUCGCCCUGUGCCUCGCCCCCAAGAGCACCCGCGCCUACCGCGGCCUCAACAACGCCUGCGCCGCCCUGCGCGAGCCCGGCGUCGCCGCCCUCCCCGUGCCGGCGCACCUGCGCAACGCCCCGACCCGCCUCGCGCGCGACCCGGGCCUGGCCGCCGGCCUCGCCCCCGACUACAAGUACCCUCCCAACUACCGCGACGGCAGGGUCCGCCAGGCCUACCUCCCCGCCGAGCUUGCCGGGCGCACCUUUCUCGAGGAGCGGCAUCUCGGGACCGAGAUCGACCCCGACCUGGUCAUGGACGAGGCCGAGUAG
This is a messenger RNA of Metarhizium album ARSEF 1941, 1716 nucleotides long. Its product is annotated as DNA replication ATPase. Gene Ontology annotation, cellular component: nucleus. The record is from RefSeq and is a predicted model, not a curated record. Lineage: Eukaryota; Fungi; Ascomycota; Sordariomycetes; Hypocreales; Clavicipitaceae. The transcript has a single exon. Bases 1 to 1716 code for a protein of 571 amino acids. Gene Ontology annotation, biological process: DNA repair; DNA-templated DNA replication; regulation of DNA repair. Gene Ontology annotation, molecular function: single-stranded DNA helicase activity; ATP binding; ATP hydrolysis activity.